AUGAGCGCCCCCCAGGGCAUCGAGCUCGCAACCCUCGCGCCGGCCACCUUGCGCUCCUCGUCCGCCGCCGCCGCUGCCGCCGACCACGACAAGCUGUCGCCGUUCGCCGACCCGUCACGACCAGCGUCGACGACUGGCGCCAGCAGCGUCGCCGAAGUCGAGCUCGAGAGCCGGGGCAGCAUCGCGUCCGAGGACAUCGGCCACCGCCUGCAGCGCCUCAAGACGCACGACGGCGAGGACGAGGCGCAAGGACUGCCGCCUGUCGACGGCGGCAAGGGCGCGUGGGGCUUCAUCGUCGCCAGCUUCGUUCUCGAAACCUUCUUAUGGGGCUUCUCGUAUUCCUACGCGACCUUGCUCGUCUACUUUUCCUCGCACGACCCGUGGCAGAAGGCCUCCCUGUCGGCCCUCACGUCGAUCGGCACCGUCUUGCUCGCCGUGCAGUACAUCAUGCCUCUGUUCAUUCUCAACCUGUACCGCCGUUACCCCGAGCUCAUCAAGCCCAUCCUGUGGACGAGCGCCCUCAUCAACUGUCUUGGCAUGCUCGCGGCGAGCUGGGCGACCGAGGUCUGGCACCUCAUCAUCCUCAUCGGUAUCGUCGGCGGCUUCUCUGGAGCGUUCCUCUACGCCCCGGUCCUCAUGUGGCUCAACUCGUGGUGGGUCGAGCGACGCGGUCUGGCGAGCGGCAUCGUCUUUAGCGGCAUGGGUGUCGGCGGGUGCACGACGCCUUUCAUCCUGAGCGGGCUCCUCGAGGCGUACGGCUUCCCGACCAUGUGCCGCGCCUGGGCCGCCAUCACGGCCGGCGUCUUUGCCUUGUCGCUCUUCUUUCUUCAGCCGAGGGUCCCGCUCGUCAAGCCCAAGGGCGAGAGGGCACCCUGGGUCAGCUUGCGCGACUUCAAGUUUGCGACCGACCCGGUUGUCCUCGUCAUGACGGUCACGUCCUUCUUGAACAGCAUGGGCUUCAUACCCGUCUCGCUCCUCCUGCCGACCUACGCCGCCGCCCUUUCGUCGCCCGGCACGGCCAACAUCCUGAUCGCCAUGUACAACCUCGCCGGCUCGAUCGGGUCGUCCGUAACGGGCUACGCGUCCGACUACUCGCUGCCCCUGACGCUCACCGUCAUGGGCACGACGGCCGGCAUCCUCGCCCUCACGGCAUGGGGCUUUGGGUCGUCGUUGAGCAGCGUCUUUGCGUUCGCGCUCCUCUUUGGCGCCUUCUCCCAGGUCCCCUCGACCUGGGGCGUCGCCGCUCGCGACGCGGUCGGCGCCAACCCGCACGCGUCGAGCAUGAUCUUCUGCUUCUUGGGCUGUUGGCGCGGCAUCGCGUCGAUCGUCGGCCCUUUCAUCUCGACGAGCCUGUACAACGACAAGCUUGCGCACGACGAGCGGGCGGCGUACGGCCGGUUUGGAUUUAGGGACGUGAUCGUUUUCGUCGGAGUCAUGUCGAGCAUGACGGCGCUCGGCGGGCCGGGCAUCUACUGGGCGAGGCGGUACAAGGCGGCCAAGAAGGCGGCCGCGUCGUGA
This is a messenger RNA of Rhodotorula graminis WP1, 1518 nucleotides long. RefSeq lists its product as uncharacterized. The transcript has 9 exons. Gene Ontology annotation, cellular component: fungal-type vacuole membrane. Gene Ontology annotation, biological process: transmembrane transport. The record is from RefSeq and is a predicted model, not a curated record. NCBI's taxonomy places the organism in Eukaryota, Fungi, Basidiomycota, Microbotryomycetes, Sporidiobolales, Sporidiobolaceae. Bases 1 to 1518 code for a protein of 505 amino acids. Gene Ontology annotation, molecular function: transmembrane transporter activity.